AUGUCGAACUCCACCCAGGCCCAGAACAAGGAGCCCUCCGACCAGACCCAGCAGGCUCAGAAGCCCCAAGUGCUGGAGGAAGACGACGAGUUCGAGGAUUUCCCUGUCGAAGACUGGCCCCAGGAAGAAGCCGAGCAGCCCUCCGGAUCGGCGGCAAACGGCGGCAGCGAGCAUCUGUGGGAGGAGAGCUGGGACGACGAUGAUGCCGCAGAGGAUUUUUCGAAGCAGCUCAAGUGCGCUAACCCACUUGCCAUCCACAGUGAGGAACUGAAGAAGGUCGAAGCAUCGAGCUAG
Penicillium alfredii is the source of this 294-nucleotide messenger RNA. RefSeq names its product proteasome regulatory particle lid subunit SEM1. The record is from RefSeq and is a predicted model, not a curated record. Gene Ontology annotation, cellular component: proteasome regulatory particle, lid subcomplex; proteasome complex. NCBI's taxonomy places the organism in Eukaryota, Fungi, Ascomycota, Eurotiomycetes, Eurotiales, Aspergillaceae. The transcript has 3 exons. Gene Ontology annotation, biological process: mRNA export from nucleus; double-strand break repair via homologous recombination; proteasome assembly. Bases 1 to 294 code for a protein of 97 amino acids.